AAAGCGUCAAAAGCUUGCAACUCACGACCGCCAGCGCUUUCCUUCGUACUCUUUUCCCACCAGUACCCGUGGCAUCCUGUCUUGCUUGGAACAGAAAGCAGUUGAACAGCAGACCAAUAUGAACACCAGGCCGCCCCCUCCCUCAGGCCCGCCCCCUCGAUAUACCGCCGUUGUUCGCAAAGUUUAUCCUUUCUCACUGCGCCCUGUUGUCAUCUUCCUAUCACUUGCUGGGUUUAUUUAUGGUUUGGCUCUGGGAGUAGACUCAAUCACGGACAGAAAUGACGCCAAAGAGACUUUCAAAAUGCAAGUUUUCGAUAUCGUAGCAGGAAUCCUGUACCUAGUAGUUGCAGCGAUUGAAGCUUUCGUCAUCCUCGUGGCUGCUUUGCAAAGCCUCUCUCUGGCACGAUUGUUCAUUGUGGCAGUCCCCAUUGGGCUUAUCGUUAAUUUAGCUGUCAAUGUCAUUGAAAUCAUUGCGCAUUUCACCACCAAGUCUGAUCUGAUCGCGCAAUGUGUGUACAAUGAAGAUAGACAGGCAUAUAACGACGUGGGGGGUAUCGUUGGGAACAUCACUACAAGCGAGGCCAAUAGCAUCUGUACAAGUUUAUGGAACAGGGGUACAUGGGCAGUAUUUAUCUGGCUUUUCGUCACUCUUGCCCUUUCUAUUGUAUUCGCUUCGGCAUACUUUUCAUAUUAUCACCAGCUCCUUGACCCAUCUUCUGUCCGUACGCGUCAGCCAGUCUACAACCGUCAGAACCAAUCCUACCCUCUUCAAAGCGGUCCAGGUGGAUAUCGCCCGCCUCCCCCUGCAGAUGGUCAGCAAGCCUGGAUGGUCCCACCUUAUCCUGGACCUCCAAACUACGCAAAUAACCCACCUCCUCCGCGCGGAUGGGACAAAUCAGAUUAUCAUCCCGAUGCGGAAUGGGCUCAGGCCGAUUACACCACACCUUCGCGCGAGAGGGAUAUUGUCGAUAAUAGGGAAGAAGAGGAAGCUUGGGAGCGCGCUCAGUCUCAAGGGGUCACAGCUCAUCUGACAGGACAUGCUCCUUCAAGAGCCAGAGAAGACGUUGAGCGCAAUAGUGGUUAUGUUAUCCCUAAUGCUGAGGAGGAUGAGGAAUGGGAGAGGGCUAGGAAUGAGGGUGUAACGGCGCACCUGACAGGUGCCGCAACGAAGAGGGAUCGAGAAAGGGAUGUCUGAGCGUGCUACGGAUAAGGUGAUUAGAAGAGCUUGAUAGCGUCCCACGAGUGUUUUCUUGAUUAUGUAGGAUACUUUUGUCGAUAUUAUAUUUGCAUCGAUAGGCUGAGAAAUGUUUGCUUUCGAUUAUGCUUACAUUAUUCGAAAAGGUGAAGGUGUAUUGAGUGUAACG
Messenger RNA from Cryptococcus deneoformans JEC21, 1364 nucleotides. RefSeq lists its product as hypothetical. Bases 119 to 1195 code for a protein of 358 amino acids. The transcript has 8 exons. The record is from RefSeq and is a predicted model, not a curated record. Lineage: Eukaryota; Fungi; Basidiomycota; Tremellomycetes; Tremellales; Cryptococcaceae.